This is a messenger RNA of Hipposideros armiger (great roundleaf bat), 4833 nucleotides long. RefSeq names its product Rho GTPase activating protein 29 (gene ARHGAP29). Gene Ontology annotation, cellular component: cytoplasm. The transcript is spliced from 19 exons. Gene Ontology annotation, molecular function: GTPase activator activity. NCBI's taxonomy places the organism in Eukaryota, Metazoa, Chordata, Mammalia, Chiroptera, Hipposideridae. Gene Ontology annotation, biological process: activation of GTPase activity; signal transduction. Bases 334 to 3642 code for a protein of 1102 amino acids. The record is from RefSeq and is a predicted model, not a curated record.
GCGCGAGAGCUAGCUGCCGCCCCACCUGCUGCAGGGCGCCGGGCCCCGCCCCCCAGGCGCGCGGGCCAAUGGGCUGGGCGCCAGGGGGCGGGACGAGGCCGGGCUGGAGGAGCGAGGACAGGGGGUGGGGCGGUGGCGGCCGGCGCGGUGGUGCCUGUAGCUGCAGGGGUGGCGGCGGCGGCUUGGCCGGGCGUCCGCGGGCCGUGGGGGAUGGGGUCGACGAGCUCCAGCCCUCAGCGGGGGCAGCGGCCGUGAGUGUAGCGCGGGCUUCCGCGUCCGGGACGCGAGAUGGAGCACCGCGGAUUUCAGUUUUUCUGACUGUUAUAUGAAAGGAUGAUUGCUCACAAACAGAAAAAGACAAAGAAAAAACGUGUUUUGUCAUCAGGCCAGCUAUCUACUGAUGUUACAACUUCUGAAAUGGGGCUCAAGUCUUUAAGUUCCAACUCCAUUUUUGAUCCGGAUUACAUCAAGGAGUUGGUGAAUGAUAUCAGGAAGUUCUCCCAUAUGCUAUUAUAUUUGAAAGAAGCUAUUCUUUCAGACUGUUUUAAAGAAGUCAUUCAUAUACGUCUGGACGAACUUCUCCGUGUUUUAAAGUCUGUAAUGAAUAAACAUCAGAACCUCAAUUCUGUUGAUCUUCAGAAUGCUGCAGAAAUGCUUACUGCAAAAGUGAAAGCUGUGAACUUCACAGAAGUUAAUGAAGAAAACAAAAACGACCUCUUCAGAGAAGUCUUUUCUUCCAUUGAAACGUUGGCCUUUACCUUUGGGAAUAUCCUGACAAACUUCCUUAUGGGAGAUGUGGGCAAUGAAUCAUUAUUGCGACUGCCAGUUUCUCGGGAAAGUAAGUCUUUUGAAAAUGUUUCUGUGGAAUCAGUGGACUCAUCCAAUGAAAAAGGAAGUUUUUCUCCUGUAGAACUAGACAGCAUGCUGUUAAAGAGAACUGACUGUAUAGAAUUGGCUUUGUCGUAUGCUAAAACAUGGUCAAAAUACACCAAGAACAUAGUGUCAUGGGUUGAAAAAAAGCUUAAUUUGGAAUUGGAGUCCACUAGAAAUAUCGUCAAGUUGGCAGAGGCAACUAGAGCUAGCAUUGAACUAGAGGAAUUUAUGCCACUGCAGUCUCUUUUUACCAAUGCUCUUCUUAAUGAUGUGGAGAGCAGUCAUCUUUUACAACAAACAAUUACAGCUCUGCAAGCCAACAAAUUUGUACAGCCUCUACUUGGGAGGAAAAAUGAAAUGGAAAAACAAAGGAAAGAAAUAAAAGAACUUUGGAAACAGGAACAAAAUAAAAUGCUUGAAACAGAGACUGCUCUGAAAAAGGCAAAAUUGUCAUGCACGCAACGUCAAGAAGAGUAUGAGAAAGCAAAAUCUUCCAUGAUUCGUGCAGAAGAAGAGCAUCUCAGCUCAAGUGGUGGAUUAGUAAAAAACCUCAACAAGCAGCUAGAAAAAAAGCGAAGGCUGGAAGAGGAGGCCCUUCAAAAAGUAGAAGAAGCAAAUGAACUCUACAAAGUUUGCGUAACAAAUGUUGAAGAAAGACGAAAUGAUCUAGAAAACACUAAAAGAGAAAUUUUAGCACAACUCCGGAAACUUGUUUUCCAGUGUGAUCUUACCCUCAAAGCUGUAAGACCCAAUUCCCUUGGAACAUGUAAGAAAACAUUGAUGUCAAAGGCAGCUCUCACCCACAAGUUUCGCAAAUUGAGAUCCCCCACGAAAUGCAGGGAUUGUGAAAGCAUUGUAGUCUUCCCAGGUGUUGAAUGUGAAGAGUGUCUCCUUGUUUGUCACCGAAAGUGUUUGGAAAAUUUAGUCAUCAUUUGUGGUCAUCAAAAACUUCUGGGGAAAAUACACUUAUUUGGAGCAGAAUUUGCACAAGUUGCAAAAAAGGAACCAGAUGGCAUCCCUUUUAUACUCAAAAUAUGUGCCUCAGAGAUUGAAAAUAGAGCCUUGUGUCUACAGGGAAUUUAUCGUGUAUGUGGAAACAAAAUAAAAACUGAAAAACUUUGUCAAGCUUUGGAAAAUGGAAUGCACUUGGUAGACAUUUCAGAAUUUAGCUCACAUGACAUCUGUGACGUCUUAAAAUUAUACCUUCGACAGCUUCCAGAACCAUUUAUUUUAUUCCGAUUGUACAAGGAAUUUAUAGACCUUGCAAAAGAGAUUCAACGUGUAAAUGAAGAACAAGAGACAAAAAAGGAUAGCCACGAGGACAAAAAAUGGCCGACCUGUAUAGAAAUAAACCGAAUUCUUCUAAAAAGCAAGGACCUUCUAAGACAAUUACCAGCAUCAAAUUUUAACAGUCUUCAUUACCUCAUAGUACAUCUUAAGCGGGUCGUAGAUCAUGCAGAAGAAAACAAGAUGAACUCCAAAAACUUGGGGGUGAUAUUUGGACCAAGUCUUAUUAGGCCAAGGCCCACAACUGCUCCUAUCACCAUCUCCUCUCUUGCUGAAUACUCCAAUCAAGCACGGUUGGUAGAGUUCCUGAUUACUUACUCACAGAAAAUCUUUGAUGGGUCCCUACAGCCACAAGAUGUAGUUGGGUGUAGUACAGGUGGUGUUGCACCUCAGAUUGAUCAAAGCUGUCUUCUGAAGCCUCCGUUAUCACCAGAAGAAAGAGAACCAGAACGCUACAUGAAGUCACUAUUUUUCUCUUCAAAGGAAGAUAUCCAGAUGGCAGAUAGUGAAAGCAAAAUUAUUGAACCAGCUACAUCAUUUGAGGAAUCAGAACGAAAGCAGAAUGCAUUAGAAAAAUAUGAUGCAUGUCUCAUUGACAACAAAGUGCAUUUGCUUGUAGACCACGAGCUUGAAUCAGCAUCACAAAAGAUGGAAGAUGUUUGUAAAACCUCCAAGCCACUUCCUCUGAAAUUCAAUAGGGAAACAAACAGCAUUGUUGAGAGGUAUACCCCAAGGACCAAGAUUAGACCUGCCAGUUUGCCUGUAGAUAGACUGCUUCUUGCAAGCCCUCCUUAUGAGAGAAAUGGCAGAAAUAUGGGGAGUGUAAAUUCAGACAAGUUUUACAAGAGUCCUACCUUUGAAGGAGUUUAUAGAAAAGACACCCCUACUAUUUGUUGCAAAUUUGACAACUUUGACCAGCAAACUCUACAGAAAAUUCGGGAGAAACUGUGUGAACAAAAUGACCUCUCCGCAAAGACUACAGCGAUUGUGCCCAGUGCACUCCAGGAGGAAGGAGUGAUAACCAGCCUCAGGAUUGGUGGGGACCAUCCACUCAGUGCCACCCAGCCCAGUAAGCCAUACACAGAACCAGGCAUGUCAGCAAGACAGGUGUCAGAGAGACGGUCCUCUGACUCGUGCCCUCCUGCUCCUGUCAGAGCACCCAGAACACUGCAGCCCCAGCACUGGACAACGUUUUAUAAACCACGUGCUCCCGCGGGUAGUGCGAGAGUAGCUGAGGAGAAACCUACAGCAUCCCCCCUAGGAGUGCCUCCUGGCACAGCUCACACUCCUCAGGGGCAUGCGCUAAAAUCAAUUCCGGACUCCGAAAACGCACUGGCAUGUCCCGUGCAGCCAGUUAGUAAGCCUAAAGAGAACUCUGAGGAGCAGGACUUGCCUGAUGUGCAUCCAACGUGUCAGAGACCCAGGCUUAAACGAAUGCAGCAAUUUGAAGACCUUGAAGAUGAAAUCCCACAGUUUGUAUAAGGUUUUCAAAAUUCAGCUUUUCUUUUUUAAUUGUUUUGUGGUAUAUUGUGUUUGUUUUGUGAAAGAAUUUUUGACAGGGCCCCUUUUGUAUAGGAUUGCCAAAUUGUGGAUUUUGCUUUUUGUCAUUGUAUUGUGUUAUCCUGUAGAAUGUUAUCCAAUGGUAGAAUGUUUUGAUAGGGCCACAUCUGUGCCUCACUGGAAUUACCUGUAUUUCUGAACUUGUGAAUAAGUAGGUGGACUCAUAUUUUUUAAAGUUUAGUUGAUUUGCCUCAUAAAAUGGUCCAUUUAAAUGCAUCCCUAAUAUAUAGUUCUCAACUAAUAGGUGCAAUUGGGAAAAAUCAGCUUUAUUUUUUUGAACUGAAACUAUGCUUAUUUAUAAAAGGAAUGUUUCUGAAUGCAAGUGCCUAAAAGAUCUUUGUUUAGUAUGAUUGUUUUUUUCACACAAUUUUAUAGUGCAUCUUUGACUGUUGUGCUUUUCUGAUUAUGUAUGUAAGGUUUUUUUUUCCAAUUGGCAAUUUAUUAAUAUUUACAUGAUGACCAAAAGGCUUGCAAAUCUGUAUUUAAUUGCAUUUUAAUUGCCAGAUUUUACAUGUGAUAAUCAGUUGAAUUGUACAAAGAAAAUGCACUUAAACCUGUUUCUAAAUUAUAUAGUUCAGUUUUAUCUUACUUGGCUUUAGAUGGUUUUAAUACAUUUAAUAGUUUUUCACCUCUUGGCUUUGUUCUACAUAAACUUUUGUUGUUCAACAGUGCUGAACCUUUUGGUAUUUUAUAUAAUGGUCCAAAAAAAAUGUUUUAAAAUUCAGUGCAUUUCCUCUUGAUAUUAUCUGGGGUUUUUUUGAAAAAACCAUUUCUUUUGUAUGAAAUGUUUUUACUUAUGCGUAAUUUUAUGUACUUUUUCUACCUGGACUUUUAACCAUUGACAAUGUAUGUUUCAUCUGAAUCGUGCAAAGAUUUAUUUAAGUUGAUUCUAACUAUAUAGUUCAGUAAGCCUCAUCGUUUUGGAAUUUGAGAGGAGGUGUAGAUGAUUGGAUAUAUUUCAUUUAUAAAAUUCCCAGUUUUUAGAACUAGUGCAGUUCUUUUGUUUUCUGGGUUUCUUCAUUUUGCCUAAAACAGGAUAUAAAAGGGACAAAAGAAUAAAAUAGCCUCCUUUUGUAUGUGUGAAUUCUGUUUGUAAUAAAUGCUUUUGUAUGA